This is a messenger RNA of Acromyrmex echinatior (Panamanian leafcutter ant), 4653 nucleotides long. It is a transcript of the gene Pvr, whose product is annotated as PDGF- and VEGF-receptor related. Gene Ontology annotation, biological process: multicellular organism development; cell surface receptor protein tyrosine kinase signaling pathway; positive regulation of kinase activity. Gene Ontology annotation, cellular component: signaling receptor complex; plasma membrane. Gene Ontology annotation, molecular function: transmembrane receptor protein tyrosine kinase activity; ATP binding. NCBI's taxonomy places the organism in Eukaryota, Metazoa, Arthropoda, Insecta, Hymenoptera, Formicidae. The record is from RefSeq and is a predicted model, not a curated record.
GCGUCCAAUCUGUUCGUGUUGCAUCAGUGUGCAAAAUUCAGUUACUGUAUCGAUGUACAAAGAUGUGAGAAACCAAUAAAAUGUGCGAGAAAUAAAAAUGUUACCGUACCGCGCACGACUCCGUGUUCAGACGCUUAUCGUCUUAGCGCUCUGCCAAGUAACGGCAAGUAAUAAACCAAUUAUCUCGCCCAAUCAAGAUCAAAUCGUAAUUAAUGAAGGAGAACCUUUAGAAAUUACAUGCACUGGCUCCACACCAAUUCAGUUUAUUUAUCCCAAUGACUUUGGAGAAUCGGUUAAUACUUCAACUCCUAAAAAGACCAAAGAAAACGAUGAAAUUAAUAACAUUUACAAAUAUGUCUUUGAAAGGCCAAACACCGUUUUCGGUGAUACAGGCUGGUACGGUUGCGCCGAUCACAAUGUUGAAAUUAUUACAAAUUCCUACGAGAGAGAGGAUCCCGAGAUGAACUGGUUGUACGUUUAUGUAAAAUCCAAUACAAAUUUAUUUGUUGAAGCGGAUACUUAUGCCCAUUUGAGUGCUGUUGCUGGCGGUAGCAUCAUAAUACCAUGCAGACUUACAUCGCCAGAUUUAAUACCAAUUUUAUCCGAUAAUAACGAAGAAGAAUUAAAGAAUGCAUCAUUUGAUCCCAGAAUUGGUUUCACGAUUAGGAACCUACUAGUAAAAGAUAGCAAUUGGUACAAGUGCUCGAUAGAGAAGGACGGCGAGGAGCACGCGGUCAAUUACGUAUUAUCCGUACAUCUAAAACGAACCUUACCUGAUCCAAAAAUUCAAGAUGAGAGUCUUCUGCAUGUUACACGUGGACAAGAUCUUUACGUAAAUUGUACUGUUGAAGUAGAAAUAUCAAUGCGAUAUGUAUUCGAUUGGAAUACGCCGCAACAGAAUAGCGGUAGAAUAAGCACUCAGCAAUUCAGAAAACAGCUUGACGGGAAUUCUGUCUUAGUUACGUGUCAGUUGACGAUACUUAACGUAACGGACGAAGACGCGGGAGAAUAUGAGUGCGUCAUUAGGUCGAUUCAUGACAUCAAGAAGAUAACGAAGAAUAUUACGAUACACGACCCUCAAAUGAAAUAUAUCCAUCUUAUCCCUCAACAUACCGAUAAAUAUUAUCAAGCAGAAAGCGGCAAUUAUGUUCAGUGGGUCGUAUAUGUCGAUGGAUGGCCGAAACCCCAUUUAGAGUGGUUCAAACCGAAUUCUGAGGAAAUUAUAGAGAGCCCAAAAUAUUUCGUGAAUACAAGUGUAACAGCUACUAUUUUGAAAAUAAUGUCAUUGAGUGUCAUGGACUCAGGAAAUUAUACACUUGAAGCAAAAAAUGACUACAUGAUCGAAAAAUUGAACUUUACAUUAAAUGUCAUAGCUAAGCCGGUUUCUAUAUUGACGCGUAUUGACUCUUAUUAUCCACCAAACGAAAGUACAGAAUUUCAUUGUGAAGUAAUAUCAAAUCCGUCUCCGAACAUAACAUGGAGUUUUCUGAGAUGUCCUAAUUAUCCAUCACUUGAGAAUUCAACAACUAUAUAUCCGACGGAUAUGACGCAAAGCGCAGCUUAUAGCUCUAGUUAUAGAUUCGAAUCGAUAUUAAAAAUGCCUAUCGAAGAAUCCGGAAAAAUAACAUGUAAAGCUUGCAAUGUCCUUGCCUGUGAUUCUGUGACUGACAACAUUCUUGUUUCAGAUGGAUUAGGCGCGUUUGGUAUUAUUGGACCAAAAGAGCCUGUGACAAAAGGAGAUGACAUAGAAUUGAUAUGUGCUGCUUCCGUUUACAAUUAUACAGAUGAGUUUACAUGGACUAUAUCAGUAAAUGAAACUGAAGAACCACUUAUGGAAACAGAAAGAUUACAAAUUGUGCGACAUAAAACUCCAUUCACUUAUCGAUCAACGUUGAAACUCUAUCGUGUCCAAGAAUCAGAUGCUGAAAAUUAUUUCUGUAUUGGAAAAAUCAUGACUACAGUGUAUUACGAGGCCCCAGAUAUCCUUUCUGAUUAUGCAAACUAUAAAUUAAUUAUUCAUGAUCCGGUAUCACCAUAUUUUACCAAAACAAAUAUGAAUGAAACUAAAAUAAGAACUAUCGAUGUGAUGGCCGAAGGUCACAAGACGGUAAUUUUGCAAUGUUUUACUGAAGGAAUGCCCAAACCAACAGUUACGUGGUAUAAGGACAAUGUAUUGUUAAAAGAAAAUGAUCAAUAUUUUUUUAAAUAUAAUUAUCAAGAACUUAAUAUCAAAUAUUUAAAACAUCACGACAGUGGUAAAUAUUCAUGCCGGGCUAUUAGCCGACUGGGUACCAAUGAGACUUAUCAACAGAUAACAGUGAAAAAUGCAAAAUGGCACAAACUUGACAUAAUAUUAGCUACUUCAAUAGCUAUUCUGGGUUUUUUCCUAGUGAUAUUAGCAAUCUUUUUCACGAUUAAAGUUCGUCGUGAAAAGAAAAUGAGGAAAGAAUUGAUGGAAGCAGGACUUAUGCACUUUGAAGAAGGUGCUUUAGAAUGUUUAAAUCCAGAUUUAACAGUUGACGAUCAAGCAGAAUUACUUCCUUACGAUAAAAAGUGGGAGUUUCCAAGGGAACGAUUAAAGCUCGGAAAACAAUUGGGAAGUGGUGAAUUCGGCGUUGUAAUGAAGGCGGAAGCGCAUGGAAUAUGCGAAAGUGAAACUGUUACUACCGUUGCUGUGAAGAUGGUUCGUCGAACUACGAAUCCUACUUAUGUUCGUGCACUUGCGAGCGAACUUAAAAUUAUGGUGCAUCUUGGAAAGCAUCUAAAUGUCGUUAAUCUUCUUGGUGCUUGCACUAAAAAUAUAUCCAAACGCGAAUUACUGGUGAUCGUCGAAUAUUGUCGUUUCGGCAAUUUGCAUAAUUACCUUUUACGACAUAGAAAUGAUUUUAUUAAUCAAAUUGAUCCUAAGACUGGGAAACUCGAUCUUAAUAUCGGUAUGGAUAUACUGAUGAGAACUAGUAGCGUCAGUAGUAAUAACAGGAUAAAAUAUGCGGCAUUGUCCUUUUCUCGCAGUCUUAGUGCGAAUUCAGACACUGGCGAUGUGGUGGUGCACUAUUGUCCGGGAACGAAUCCGGAUUCUCCAGAGAUUAACUUCUCACCAGAUGGCUGUAUCAACAGUAAUUCAUCUCAACCAGGAUGGAGAUCAAAUUACUGCGGUGACUACAAAGACCAACAUCUCAAACCAAUCUGUACUCAAGAUCUAUUGUCUUGGGCGUUCCAAGUAGCACGUGGAAUGGAAUAUCUUUGUCAAAGAAACGUCUUGCAUGGAGAUCUGGCGGCAAGAAAUAUCUUGCUUGCCGAGGACAACAUAGUCAAGAUUUGUGAUUUUGGUUUAGCAAAGACUAUGUACAAAGAUGGCAAUUAUAAGAAAAAAGGUGACGGCCCAGUGCCAAUAAAAUGGAUGGCCAUCGAAUCGAUCAGAGAUCGAGUGUUUUCGACGCAAUCCGACAUAUGGAGUUUUGGCAUAGUACUAUGGGAAUUUUUCACCUUGGCUGAGACGCCGUAUCCCGGCAUGGAAGCAGAAAAGCAAUAUCAAAAAUUGAUUGAGGGCUACAGAAUGGAACAACCCGAUUACGCUAUUCGCGAAGUAUAUGACAUAAUGUUACAGUGCUGGAAAGCUAAACCAACGCUACGUCCAAGCUUUACGGAUCUCGUGGAGAGCAUUGGAAAUUUAUUGGAAGAAAAUGUGAGAUUGCAUUACAUUAGUCUAAAUACACCGUACAUGGAUAUGAACACGAUGAAUCUGGAAAGCGGCAAAAACGACUAUUUGACAAUGAUGUCCGCGCCGGAUCACACAGUUCUAUCGUCGCCGAGUCACGAUUAUGUGAACUCGCCAUUCUCAAAAGGCGCGCCGGAUUCAUCGUACUUAUGUAUGAGCCCCGGUUGUCCGACAGAUGAGUCCGGAAUAUUUAGUCCUAGACCACAUCAGGAACACUCGCACUUUGAGUUUCCAUCGCCCGCAUCGGAUUCCGAGGACGCGGUCGAGCUGUCUCCCAUGCUGAAGCAUACUGAGGAGGAUCCCUACCUAAAACCGAUCAAUGUUCACGAGCGAAGAGCAGAAUUCGCACGACAAAGACAAGCGAUGAAGGAUCAAACAGUCGAUAGACCGAUCGAUCGAGAUUCUGGUUAUUGCAACGCGCCACGGAAUCUUCAUUUAAUAGAUCUGAACGACAUGGACGUGAAUGAUGCACAAAUGGAUACGACGGACUUGAAAAAAAAAGAUUAUGCGCCGUCCAUCAUCUGCAUGCAAGAUAAUUACGUGAACAUGCCAAAACAGAAGAAUGAUUUGAGAAAGGGUAUACCGGAUAGUUUCAGCAAUCCUAGUUACGUGAUGAUCAGUAAUCACGAGGUGGACCAGAAAACUUAGUCCGUUUGGGAAUUUUGUAGUUAUGUGCCGUUGUGAAUACUAAAUUAUUUACUGAAUAUUAAGAUUCAGUGCAGAAUUUAGUAAUUUAUUCAUAAUUCUGCACUGCAAUGAUCUUACGACCUUUUAUAUUGUUAUAAAUGAAAUUUACCUAAUAAUACGCGAUAUAAUAUCGAAUUUAAUAUUUCUCAGUUAAUGUGCCAUAUGGCGAUCAUAGCAUAUCGAGAAUGCAUUAGUAUAAGUAGAAAUAAAAAAACCAUUUCUUAUUGAGUCAAGGCAAAAGAGAGAAG